CAGACAUGUCGCUUCCAUAUACCACGCGGUCAAGCACACCCUUCUGCUUCACCUUCUGGAAGACCCAGUCAAGAUGGCUGCCGCAUUGAUCGAACUUACAGCUCCCAAAUGCUGAAAUCUCGAGCAGCACAUUGGGGUAUCUCUCCGCCAUCUCGAUGACCUCUGGAAGUCUGUCAUCGCCUUCAUCGUUGAAGUCGAAGCCCAUGUGGCCGAGGAUAAAGGUGACAUUCUGGUACCGCUGGAUUGCUGGCUCCAGAAACACGAUGUGCCAGGGGGAGAGAGCAAGCGCCAGAAGUCGCGAGGGCAGUGGCAACGCGAAAAAGUCACUUUACGCAGCAGCGCACUUGCACGAGCUGACUUGUGGGUACGACAGACACGAUCACGAUAGUUGCGGGCACGCAACGAUUCAACUCGUGUGCGAGCGGCAUCAUGUAUUGACCCAGAUGGUAGCGCAUGAAUAUAAGCACGGUAUGCCUGGGACGCGCGCGAGAUUGCACGAUUGACCUCGGGGGAGCGAAGACAUUUAGACACGCCAAAAUGGCGGCCUUUGCCUUCUAGCUGGUUGAGGAGAGUGCGUGCGGCCCUUGCCUGACAGUCUAUAAGACGACCGUGCCGAUGUUAGAGACGAGUCAGUGAGUCAAGCAGCGCUUGCGCGCAGGAUGCCGCUCGAAGAGCAUCCCCUCGCUGACAUGCAUCACAAUGUGCAGACCGUAGAUGAAGAUGAGUAGGGCUGUUGCCAAUGAUGCACGAAUAGCACCGACAGCCUGCGCACUCCACACAUACCGCACCCUGCCCUGCCUUGACGAGGCUCCCUGCACCCGACUACGAAGGCUAGUCAAAGAUGGAGGCACCACAACAGGCAUGAUAGCCCAUGACAGGCAUCGGUGCGGUGUAUGAAAUGCAUGAUCGUCUACAGAAAAAUGACUGGCACGAAGGAAAAUCUGUUGCGAGGCAGCCACAUAGUCAAUGACGCUAUGCUUCCUCCCUUGAGUACACGUAGGCUGAGCCGUACUCGUAGCAAGACAGGAGCCUAUCUGGCGACCAUUAAAGAGCAGAAGGCAUGAUGCCUUGCACAGAGCGAGCAGCCAGACGCCAAUCGAGUUACGUGGGUGAGAGCAAUCGCUGACCCGCGUCGGUGGAUUAAGUAAAAGGGGGUGCAGUAUUGUCGAAUCUAUGCCAAUAUCUGCAUAAUCCGACGGCGGCAAAGUAUCAGGGUCAGUCGCCGUCUUGGCGUUAAAAUCACCACACAAAAGCACAUAACCAUCCUCAGCCAAUUGCUCACAUAACAGGGUAAAAGCACUCCACCACUCACCACCCUGGCCGUCGUCAUCGGGGCGCAUGAAAGGAGGCACGUAGCAGGCAAGCAGGAACACUGGGCGAUCCAGACCGAACAACUGCUGGUCUGCCCUCAGUAUGACUACAUUACGAAGUGGCGCAUCUCUACGUGUGAGCAGGUGAGUGACACGCAUACUCGUGUACCAUGCAACCCCGCCCGACUUCACUUGUUUAUUCUCCGAACCACUAUACAACAGGGCACGCGGCGAAGACCAGCAAGUAUAGCCAUUGAGAGCUACAGGCGGGUCGUCCUCGUCCUGCUUCGUCUCAAUAAAGGCGAGAAACUCAUAACGAAUGCGUUUGCAACCAUCCCACAUACACAAAUCAUCCAACAAAUCACCAUAUGCACGAAACUUCACCGCUAAGUCCUGGAUAUUCAAACACAAAAACGUGAAGGCCGGCGGCGAAGAGCUGGCCGGCAUCAUGGCGAUCGACGCAACGCAUCCAUGCAUGGAUGGGCGGGGCCGACGGCUGGGGCGGCCGCGUCCCGUGCCAGAUGAGCGUUGCGCGCCUGCUGGCCCGCCCCUAGUGGGCACCGCCUGUCUAUGGAUGGGUCUGCCUCUCGCCCGCCCCCUGCCCCUGCCUUUUCCUUGCCCCCCGCGUGCUGCUAGCCAAUCGCCCACAUCCAAAAAUACACGGGCACACCACUUGCCCAUCCCCCGCCCACAACACAACACCGCACGCAACAUACAUGGAUCAUACACCCCGCCCACAUGCAAUGAACCAUGAAUUGUACCUGUACGGUGAGCUGAUCGUGCCUCCAGCACGCAUGAGAAGAGCGACCCAGGCUGCAUGCCUCCCCCCUCAUCGGAGGAGACGCGAGGCAUGCCGCCUGGUGCCCCCAUGCUCUGGAGAUGCAACGAGUCAGUCAUACUUGUGCCCUUCUCCCAUCCUACGUACGCAUGAAACACACCCAUCCCCGUCCCCUUCGCCUGCCUGCCCUUCCCAUCCCAGCACGCACCAUGCACACGGAACGCUGCACCCACCCACAACGUAGCUACCCAGACUCCUCCCACACACAGCAAGGGUAAGACAAGUGACGCCUCCUCACCUACUAGCAUGGACACAAGCUGGACGCGGACGGCCGUCUGGUGAAGCUGCCAGAAAGGCAGCCACCAGAGACGGGAGCAGUGAGUGAGCCAGCAAAUAGUACAUACUCGAUGCGAGUCACUGGGUGGGCGCCAUCGCUGCCAUCUGCGAGUGGGUGGGUGUGGCGGAAGGGAAUAGAGGGGGUAAAAACGACGCGGGCAGUAGAGCAGGUACAGGCACGCGUGCAUAAUGACGAACAGCACGGCAGAGAAGAGAGUGAAUAAGAAGUAUACGAAAAACAGCAGCAUGGCGGCCUGUGGUGGAAAAAGGAGGGGUAUAGGCAGCCACAAUACAAGGCUGCGAGUAAGCGGCCACCACGGAAAACUCGCCGAGGAACACAGCAACCAGCAAGAGCCUGAUGCGACAUAUGCAAACCAAGAGCGCACGGAAACAACAGGGCGGAAGGGGGAGUGUUGUGUAUGACCUAGCUUAAGCGUCGUGAGACAAGCAGCGAGUGAAAAGAAUCCCAUCCAGCCAAUAAUGCAAUAUAGCCACCAGGCGAAAACGACCAUUCCCAGCUGCUGACAAUGACGAACACCACAAUGAGACCAAUGGAUGGAGAUCUUGCGUGCGCCCAGCCCCUCUUGCUCUCUCUUCCCCUUAUCCUUAGUGUUGGGCACGAAAAUACGGGACGUCGGGGGGAUUGAGGUGGCUCCACGUUCGCAUGACGCCCGGUUUGUGGGGUGGGUGGUGGCCCUGCAGGCUGGUAGCUGUCCGCAUGGAGGCCAGCGAGCGGCUGCUGGUGGAGCGGGAGAAGAUCUCGCCCUCGCGGUCCAGCUCGUCCUGUUGCUCCUCCGUGAUCGGCGCCAACAUGGGGUGGGAUGCGUUGGCGGAUUGCGGGGCCGGGGAUGCGUGGGAGGGGAAGAGCUGUGGAUGUGGUGCAUAGUGGCCGGGCUGCGGGGCAGGGGGUGCGCACGAGGAGAGGGGCUGGACGUGCGGUACGCACGGCACCGGUGCUGGCGCAGGUGCCAUGUACGCUCCCGAUGGCAUGGAUGCGGACGCCGGUGACGUGGCGGGCAUGGGCGGCGCCCAAGGCAG
Molecule: messenger RNA, 3462 nt
Organism: Vitrella brassicaformis
Lineage: Eukaryota; Vitrellaceae
Source: the annotation of a GenBank genome assembly